Gasterosteus aculeatus aculeatus (three-spined stickleback) is the source of this 2164-nucleotide messenger RNA. Its product is annotated as hairy/enhancer-of-split related with YRPW motif protein 1. The record is from RefSeq and is a predicted model, not a curated record. NCBI's taxonomy places the organism in Eukaryota, Metazoa, Chordata, Actinopteri, Perciformes, Gasterosteidae. Gene Ontology annotation, biological process: regulation of DNA-templated transcription. Gene Ontology annotation, molecular function: DNA binding; protein dimerization activity.
CACAUCCACCCCUGCAGCCUGUCGCAGUACUCCGUUGUCGUGCAGCUUUCGGCGGCGUCUUUUGGGCCUUCGCCGUUGUUCCGGUGGCCUAUUCUCUGGGCGACCCCGUCGACGAGCGGCUUGACUGCGCUGCGCAGAGUGCACAGCGGCGCGAGGUUCACUGUUUUCACCCACAGUGGAUGAAUGAGUCCCUGAGAAGGUCCGUCUGCGCCAGUCAGUUGACCUGUUUGCAGCGACUGGGAACGAAGGAGGAGGGGGUUUCCUAGGAGAGCCUGGCGACACCGACCGACUAAUGUUGGGCCUCCCGGCUGAUCAAUGCUGUUUUGGAAGCUCACAGCUGACAGCAGACAAUGAACAACACACUCUGCUAAUAGGCCGUGUGUGUCCUCCGCAACACCAAAGAAGAAGAGAGCUCCCACUAUAAUGGGGCGUAUUUGUCCAUGAACUGGGGUCUCAGCAGGGACACUGUGGACCCGAGGCCAGGAGUGUACAGCCUGUCAUUCAAACACCAGCUCGACUUUAACAGGCUCAAAUACUACCAAGCCCCGCCCACACCGCUCAUUGGUCCCCGCCCCCUCUCCUCGGCGUGAAAACGAUCAGAGAGGAGGCGAGUCUGACGUUUAGACUGUCGAGCCGACCCACUGCUGACAGAACACCAGCGGAACUCUCUCGAAAAGGAGUACUUUUGAAGCAAAAUGAAGCGGAGCCACAAUUACAGCUCCUCAGAAAGCGACCUGGACGACAUUGUUGAGGUGGAGAAAGAUAGUGGGGACGAAAAUGGUCUACUUGAUUCUCACGGCUCGAUGUCACCCUCCACAACCACACAAGUUCAAGCCAGAAAAAGGCGCAGAGGGAUUAUUGAGAAACGAAGACGUGACCGAAUCAAUAAUAGUCUGUCAGAGUUGAGAAGAUUGGUGCCAAGUGCUUUUGAGAAACAGGGAGCUGCUAAACUGGAAAAAGCUGAAAUUUUGCAAAUGACAGUGGACCAUUUAAAGAUGCUUCAUGCCUCUGGUGGCAAAGGUUACUUUGAGGCUCACGCUCUCGCUAAGGAUUACCGCAGCCUGGGCUUCAGGGAGUGUCUGGCCGAGACGGCCCGCUACCUGAGCAUCAUAGAGGGUCGGGAUGGCGCAGACCCCCUCCGCGUACGCCUGGUGUCCCACCUCAGCAACUACGCCUCUCAAAGGGAUGUGCAAACUGGUCUGGAGCACUUAGCCUGGGGCUCUGCCUUCGGGACCGUGCCUGCUCAUCUCCCCCACCCCCUCCUCCUGCAGCAACGCCCUACGGGCAGGACACCUGCAUCCAGGAGCAAAAGUAGCUUAUCCUCCUCUUCCCCUUCCUCUUCUACAUCUUCCUCCCCCUCCAUUGAGGCAGCGGGGACAUCCAGACUCGGCGCGAUGCCCCCCACAGAGACCCUCGGGGGGCCUCUUAACGGUUCGUUGGCCCGCGGUCUGUCUGUGCCAACAUCCAAGCUUUCCCCGCCACUCCUGUCGUCGCUCUCCUCGCUGUCGGCCUUCCCCCUCUCCUUUGGCGCUUUCCCUCUGGUGUGCCCGACGGCUCUCAGCACAGUCAGCCCCUCCUCCUCCUCCUCCUCCACCCUGUCAAAGCCUUACAGGCCGUGGGGCACGGAGAUCGGGGCCUUCUGAAGGUAACAACUGGACUGAUGGCAGCAGCUGAGCUGAGUCCAGCAGCGCAGACAAGAGAGGAAAACCAGCCUCUGUGUUUAUAGCCAUGAAAUACAGGGGAACAAAGCUAACUGAUUUGAUUUUAUAAGUAUUUAGAAUAAGAAAAAGAGGUAUUUCUCAAUAUGUCAUUACUCUAAAAGAAUUCUGAAUGAUUAAAUGUUGUCCAUUGACUAAUUUAGUGAACAUGUGCUGUCUCCAGCCUGAGGACAGAUCUGGGCCAUGAAUAGUUUUACUGUAAGCAAGUAUAGAAGCUAGAGGUCUUUUUGUAGACCACAUACUGAAAUUUCAGCAUUUGUCGGGCACGGGGGUCCGUAUUUAACGUAAUGUAGAGUUGUUAAAUCCGGUCUGCUUCUCGUAAAGUGAAAAAACAUAUUACAUUUGCCAUUGUUUUAAAAAACUAACCACUUGAAAAUAGGAAAAUUAAAUUCUUGUAUCCAUUUGUAAUAUUUUUGUACCAAUAAAUUGAAAUUUAAAAUCUAAAA